AUGAAUCCCUUCGCCCCCUUCGACGCGGAGAGUUACGCUCUGCAGCUGCAGAUUGACGAGAUCGAGGCUCAGCGUGCGAACCAAAAGGGCAAAUGGACAGCGGACAGGAUCCCGGAUUACGUUUUCGCAUUCGAUGCAUUCGAGGUCGAGCUCCGGAGGGCUACCUCCAUCACUCGGGACCACAAGCUCGCCCACAGCAUCGCCAGAGCCGUCGACGCCGACGCCGCAGCCAUCGAGGAGCUUGUGAGGCAGGAGAGGCAGGCCGGCCACGACCACGAUAUUGCCCUCCAACUGAACCGGAACGAUGCUCCUCCAGCCCGAGAGACCGAGGCUGUAUCCGAGGAUACCUCUCGUCCGGCAUCCGAUCCCGUCGACUGGAGCUUGGUCUGGAAAGCUUCCGGGGCAGCCACGCUCAGCACGCAGACGCCCAGCACCACGGCCGGUCCGUCAGCCGACUACGCGCUCCGCCAGGAGGCCGUACACGACCACCUGCGGGAGCUAAAGGUCGAGUGCAGCGUCUGCUCGGACAUGGUACAGCCCCAUGCCGGCGUGCGGCUGGAAUGUGACGACCUGUACUGCCGGCCAUGUCUGAAGGCCUUCCUGAUGCGCGUGGCAGCGGACGAGACGCUGUACCCGCCUAAGUGCCACCGGAAGCCCAUCGACGCGUACGUCAUCGAGGCGGAGCUGUCUUCGGAGGAGCUGGCCGCCUACAGGACCGCCGAGAUGGAGUUCACCAGCACCGACAGGCUGUACUGCGCCGACCCGACGUGCGCCAGGUUCAUACCGAUGGCCGAGCGCGGCAGGGACCGCGCUUCGUGUCACGUAUGCCGCACGGAGACGUGCACGCACUGCAAGGAGGCGGCCCACCAUGGGGCAUGCGCGGCGGAUGAAGAGAGGAACAGCCUCAAGAAGUUUGCCGCACAGGUAGGCUGGCAGUCCUGCUUCGGCUGCGGCGAGAUGGUCUCGCGGGACGAAGGUUGUGACCACAUGACAUGCCGCUGCCGCGCCGAGUUCUGCUACCAGUGCGGCACGCAGUGGAAGCGUUGCUCGUGCAGCGACUGGGCACCCGACAUGCUGGACCAGAGAGCCCGCCAGGUAGUGGACAGGGAGGCGCAGGAACCCAUGGUGCCCGCUAUGCGUCGCCAGCGCGUGGAGCGGAUGGCGCGCGAGCUGCAGGCUAAUCACGAAUGUGAACACCUCGGCAGGUUCAUGAGACUCGAUUACAGACGCCGCGGCUAUGGCUGUGAGAUGUGUGGCGCGAGGCACUACAAGUACAUCCUAUCCUGCAGGCAUUGCCACAUGUUGGCGUGCGAGGACUGCCGACGCUACAGAAUCUAG
This is a messenger RNA of Geosmithia morbida, 1338 nucleotides long. Its product is annotated as IBR protein. The transcript has 2 exons. Gene Ontology annotation, molecular function: ubiquitin protein ligase activity; ubiquitin conjugating enzyme binding; zinc ion binding. Gene Ontology annotation, cellular component: cytoplasm; ubiquitin ligase complex. The coding region runs from base 1 to 1338 and encodes 445 amino acids. The record is from RefSeq and is a predicted model, not a curated record. Gene Ontology annotation, biological process: positive regulation of proteasomal ubiquitin-dependent protein catabolic process; ubiquitin-dependent protein catabolic process; protein polyubiquitination. Lineage: Eukaryota; Fungi; Ascomycota; Sordariomycetes; Hypocreales; Bionectriaceae.